AUGCUGUCUCCGCUAUUAUCCACAGUUUCCUCCUCCUUAGCUGCAAAGGACGUCGACUCGAAGUCCCUCGAUAGGACCGAGUCAGAUGUUGCGCCUCGAACCUCGCAGGUCAAGGUCGAGGAAGCAGGUGUCUGUUAUUCGCACCUGCCAUUCGAAAUCCCGGGUGCUGUGGUGUUGUCUGCUCCUUCCAUUUCUACCCUUCGAGAAACUGCGGACGAUGUCUAUCAUCAAAUCAACACCAACACGUCUUACUCGAACCAGUUUAUCAUCGUGUCAAACAUAUCCCAGCAAGUGCAGGAGCUAAUAGCUGGAGAUCGAAACCCUCUUGAGGUUCCCUACAGAUUGACACUCGACACACAGCACCAGCAAGGGGUCAUUCGAAUCAUACCAUCAGGAGCUCAUGAGCGAGUGACGCGGUCAUUUUCAAACAAACUCGUCCUAAAAUUAAUCGAAAUGGGAAUUGAUUCGGAUGAUUACACUAUGAACUCGGCUACCCGAUAUCACGGAAGAACAUGCGAUAAAGAAGCCGACGAGUGUCUUACUCCGUCAGGAAAUCCUUUUGACAAUAAUAACUGGCCUUCGCUCGUUAUUGAAACUGGUCUUUCUGAAUCAGAAGCCCAACUACGAGCCGACGCAUAUUGGUGGUUCUCAAAUUCCGACUACAAAGUCAACAUGGUUAUUCUCUUCCACAUCCAAAGAUCGCCCGAGCGCAGACUCACCAUAAAACAAUACAGUCUGAUACCAACCACUCCCAGAUUCACCCGUGGACUACAGGCGGAGGCCCAGCGCACUCUGCUAUCUCAAACAGACUCCCCAAUGGUGCUACGUCAUUCAGCGGUCAAUGAGGUCGUUAUUGCCUCAAACAAUGUCCAGAAUGCCCCUCUACACUUGGAUUUCGAAUCCGUUAUGCGCCGCCUGCCGACCCCUAACACGGGGGAAGGAAAUAUCACAUUCACGGCCGAGGAUCUUGCUGCGUGCUGCCGCCAUGUCUUUCUGGGGGCCUGA
Molecule: messenger RNA, 1005 nt
Organism: Penicillium roqueforti
Lineage: Eukaryota; Fungi; Ascomycota; Eurotiomycetes; Eurotiales; Aspergillaceae
Exons: 1
Coding region: 1-1005 (334 amino acids)
Source: RefSeq, a predicted model, not a curated record